This is a messenger RNA of Blepharisma stoltei, 1127 nucleotides long. The record is from the annotation of a GenBank genome assembly. Lineage: Eukaryota; Ciliophora; Heterotrichea; Heterotrichida; Blepharismidae.
AUGCUGGUAUUUCUAUUCUUAAUCAGCUAUUCUUCAGCUUUGACAUGCCCUUCAUACUCCUGCAAAACUCAAGCUUACAGCUUCCAGCCUCAGCAGUGCAUUUAUUAUCAGAGUAAUCACUAUUACCUCAAUCCUUGCCAAAGUAAAGUUGUCCCUUUUUGUCAACCAACAUUAGGAUUAUCUAAUAUUACCUGUGUAAACACUCCUAAGCCUCAACUAAUAGGAAUUUCUCUCCCAGGCGAAAUGUGCACUAACGAUUUAUCAUGUGAUUCAGGAGUCUGUGACAAUGGAAUCUGCAACUCUUUAAACUACCUCGGAAAUUGCACCAUACAUGAUGAGUGCAACCCAGGCCUUUACUGCUCAGCUGGCAUGUGCAUUUUUCAGCUGCAAGUCGGACAGCAAGGCUGCACAAGUGAUUAUAUGUGUAUUAACAGUGCUGGGUGUUUAUUAAAUACUAAUGGGGUUGGAGUCUGUAAGCCAUAUUACAGCAUUGCAGCAGGGACUCAAAUCCCUUCCUGUACAAAUAAUGUCAACCUUUUGUGCAGCUCAGGACUUUGUGGGACUAAAGCUGGGGUUGCUUAUUGCGCUCAGUCUGUAGCUUCUAGCACUGCUUUGCCGAUGGCAUGUCAGACUAAUGCCGACUGUGUCUCUAAAGCUGACUCUUCCUUAGGGAUUACUUUUAACUCAGUCUGCCAGUGCAGCUAUAGUCCUAAAGGCACCGCAUACUGUGGACUUUUCCCUGGUGACUCAGCAUAUGCCCAAUAUAUAACCUCUUUAAAAGCAUGGUACACCUCAAACUACCCAGGUCUCUGCAACACAGUCAGAAGAAGCCACCCUCAAUGCAUAAAAACUUAUUUAUCAGCCCAAAACGCAAACCAGCUGAUUUUAUCUCAAAAUUAUAUGCUAUUUCUCCUAAAGCCAAUCAUUUUAGUAUCAUUUUUUACAUAUUUAUAUUCAUAGUAAAUAAUUAUAUAGCGUCAUACUCUCAAAUCCAGCAAAACGAUAACUGUACACAAUAUGUGUACAAUCAGAACUAUUGGCAACUCUAUAGAGAAGUUAAUAACCCCCCUCAUGACAGCUCAGCAAGAUAUGUGCUUAUAUCAUUUCUUUUAAUUUUAUUCAUAUAA